Gigantopelta aegis is the source of this 1901-nucleotide messenger RNA. Its product is annotated as poly [ADP-ribose] polymerase tankyrase-2-like. Gene Ontology annotation, cellular component: cytoplasm. Gene Ontology annotation, molecular function: protein binding. Bases 195 to 1331 code for a protein of 378 amino acids. The record is from RefSeq and is a predicted model, not a curated record. NCBI's taxonomy places the organism in Eukaryota, Metazoa, Mollusca, Gastropoda, Neomphalida, Peltospiridae. The transcript is spliced from 4 exons.
GGGAUUGAACGAAUUUCUUGUUAUAAAGGUGUAUAAACCAUUACAAAAAUAUCUAUUACAAUAUGUAAUAUACCAUUAUAAUUGUCACGAGUUCAGACAUAAAAUAAUAUUGACUUUCUCAUAAAGUAGCAAUUAAUUUAGACGACAUUUGUGAUGAUUGGCAGAGUGCCCGUUAUAACUUAUGAUCUUAUGAUAUGGAAGAUGAAGAUGAUGAUGAUGCUCAUGCUUUCAUAUUAAAUGCGGUGACAUCCGACGAUCUUGUGACAGUGAGAGACUACUUGCAGAAUGGCAAAGUUACACCCAGUUUUGUGUCUGGAGGAAAAAAUCUUGUGUGUGAGGCAGCAUACAGUGGACAUGUCCAGAUGUUGUCACUGCUGCUACAGUACAAGUUUGAUGCAACUCAGUGUGAUAUAUCCGACCAGUGGCAUCGCCAGCCCAUCCAUAUAGCUGCAUCAAGGGGCCAUCUAGAAGUACUUAAAUGCUUAUUGGAAAAUGGAGUGAACAUCAACAGCCAGGACAGCCAUCACCGAACCCCUUUACACUGUGUGUCAGUAUAUGGUCACACUGAGAUAGCACGCUAUCUGUUGUUAUCAGGAGCUUCAGUAAAUAUGACUCAGCUUGAUGGGUUCACUCCACUACAUGCAGCAACAUGUCUUGGGCAUUACAAAACCUGCCAACUGUUAAUUGAACACAAAGCCGAGGUGGACAAGGCCGAUGAUGGCGGGUGGACAGCAUUGCACACUGCAGUAUGUUACGGGCAGGAGAGAGUCGUCGAGGUGCUACUAGAUGCAGGUGCUUCAUUAGUGAAGAAAACAAACGAAGAAGGAACUGCAUUUAAUAUUGCUGCACGUAGUGGAUACUUGAAUAUUGUGAAACUGUUACACAGCAGAGGUGCUAAUGUCAAUGACCGAGACAUGCAGGGCUAUACACCACUUCACCUUUCCGUUUGCUACAAGCGCUACAGUGUGACUCGCUACCUACUGCUUCUCAAUGUUCAGAUUGACACAUGCAAUUAUGCUGGGGAGACGCCUUUUUAUCUAGCUUGUGUACAGGGAGACGAAAAGAUUAUUUUAUUACUGAUCCAUGCCGGUUUCAAUGUCGGCCAACUUGAGUGGCUGCGUCGACCUACUGUGCUUCCAAUGGGAAUAGCCAACUUGCCCAGUCUGGUGGCAUUACUGAGGCAACUGGCAGCCAACCCCAGAACACUAACAGAAUUAGCUUGUUUCAGAGUAAGGUCAUUGCUUCUGGAUCGUUUGGUUACAGAUGUGGACAAGUUGCCUUUGCCAUUAAGACUCCAAGAUCUUCUAGCAUACAGAACACUCGCAGAGUAAUGACAAGUUUUCUUUCUGGUAUUUGUAUUAUUCUGUAAAUAUUUUGUUAACAGUUUUAGUGGGUAGGGUCAACGGUUUAUCAUUAUUUAGUCAUGUGCAUCGAUUAACAGCUGUACAAUUGUUAUGUAUGACAUCCAAUAGCCACAUGGGUUGAACAAUUAUUUAAAAACUCACUUGCCCUGGAUUUGCAUUCUUUCUUUGCCCAAUAUAUUUUUCCACUUGCCCAUCCAAAAGAUUUCCUUGUUUAAAUGAACAAAUGAAUAAUACUGGUAUAUGUCAUGUGUAAUUAUAUAGUUUUGUGAUGUAAUCUCACUAUAUUAUAAAAUUUAUAUAGUAUUUUAUCUCACAAUUAUUGGAAUCUAAUUUUAUUCAGUGUAUGCUGUCAACAGACUGAAAUAAGUAGCCUAUGCAAAACUAGUUUUGUAUCCGUUCAUGCAAACAACUGUUUCUCACAUGAAGAAGAUGAAAAGUUUUAUCUGUACCAGGGGUGGGGAAAAGCCCUUUUUUCCCGGUCUGGGACCGAUUCUUGAUCUCUGAGACCGAAAUUAUUUAUUAAAAACGUGUUUGCCA